This is a messenger RNA of Coregonus sp. 'balchen', 8324 nucleotides long. NCBI's taxonomy places the organism in Eukaryota, Metazoa, Chordata, Actinopteri, Salmoniformes, Salmonidae. The record is from the annotation of a GenBank genome assembly.
AUGGAACACUCGGACAGCCCUGCCUCCCACAGCAGUGACCCCAACGGGUUCGUCAAUAAAGUCUUCAACGUGUCUCUGGAUGUGCAGAAUGAGACCGGCACCGUAUCUAUCCAGGAGACUGGGGAGGGAGAAGGACAGGGAGAGGGUCAAGGAGAAGGUCAGCGGCCAGGCCAAGCCCAGGGAAAGUGGCAGGAGGCUGGGGAUAGACAGGCAGAGACCCAGGCACCCCCUCAGACCCCUGGAAAGGAGCGCCCGGAGGUCAACCGUAGACCAAGAGCUACAGGGGCCAUCUGGAAGAUCUUGACCCGGCGUAGAGUGGCCUCAGAGCUGGAUAACAGAAGACCUCACUCUAUGAUUCUCCCUGGAGAGGCGGCCUCCAUCCCUAAACUGUCCUUCGCUGACAAGGUCCGCUCCAUCAAGAAGCUCCGCUCUCCGGCUGUCUUCAAGGGGAGGAUGGGGAAGAUAUAUGGGUCCAGCGCUAAGUUCAGAGACGGAGAGACGGAGGGUGACUCGUUCUGCCAGGACUUCCUCCCCUCGCCCGCCCUGCACCCCUGUAAGAGCACACUCCGCCACCGCGCGAAGAGGCACUCGUAUGCCGGACACACCACCGAGUUCGACUGCUCAUUUGAGGACAUAGAUCUGACAGCUACCCUGGACAGACACCAUCUUCCCUCGCUAGUGGAGCCUGUUACCCAGAACGGCUCUGAGCCCACAGAGAGAGCCUCCUACACCAAGAGAUGUCAGGUCCAGGCUCAGGCGCAGGCCAACCACUCCUCUAACUGUAACAGUACCUCAGCAGGAGUUUGUGAGGAGCAGAGUGUGAGGGGCAGCCCCAAGGCCCCGCUGGGUGGGAGGAGGUCUAAGGGAGCUGACGUGUGGAGUUACCUGAGGAGGAUCUCUGUCCUGGGGAAGGGGAACCCGGCCUACUCAGAGAGGAGUUUUGACUCAGAGCUCCACACACUGGACAAGACCAUGGACUCUGACUAUGGCUCGGUGGACUUUGAGAGCAUCAGGGACUUUCACCCAGCGGCUCCAAAACACUCUGACAGCAAAGGUGGACAUUUUGGGGGUCUGAUUAAGUUCUUCAGCAAUGUUGCGGAGACAGCUAGAAAAUGGCGGACGUCUUCACGCUCCUUCUCUCCUCCAGAGGAGGGAGGGGAGCGGUCGCCAUUGGGCCCCCCCAGAGCAGGGCAGCGUCUAGGGGACUACGUCCACAGUGUGUCCCUGACCCUCCGCAGUGAGGACCACCCAGAGUGUCCCCCAACACCCGCCUCACCCCUGACCCCUCACCCCCCUCGCUCCCCUGCCUGUGACCCUGUCUCACCCCCUCCUCUGAUAGGCAGACGGUCUCCUCAGGUGAUGUUGAAGGCCUGGAGGGUGUGUCCGGACUCACCAAGCGUUAACGGCCUGGUGUGCGUGAGCUCAUUGGAGACGACCAGACAGACGGACAGACAGACAGAGAGACAGACACAGCACACAUCUGUAGCCACAGUAGAAAAUCACGUGCCACACUCAAGGCUGGAGAGAGAGACUCAGAAAGAGAGAGAGACAGAGGUAGACAGAGAUCCCUUAGAAUGUGUGUCUACAGUGGAAAGAGAAAGAGAGGGAAGAGAGGGGGGAGAGGAAGGAGAGGGACACUCAGGAAAUUACCUGGAUUCCAAGGAUGCUCUACCUGUCUCGGAGCAGACACACCUUCCAAACGGCCAAUCAGAGUUAAGGGAAGGAGAGACCGUAGCCACUAGGGAGCCAGUAGGAAACUGCCCCCAGGAAGUAUUUAAGGUGAGUAUGUUGAUGAUAAACAUGAAAACUGUUUUAUGUUCAACAACCCUUAUCGAAAAAUACAGGCUUCUGGCAAACAGUUGUGGCAGAUUUGCGGCGACUUGUAAACUUCUGGCAAACAAUUCUCUGGGAAACUUGUGGCGAACAUGAAUAUGCAAAUUAGAUCCAGUUUUCGGUUACUGUGUGUUAACAACAUUGAAAUGUUGUAUCUACAGUACAUAAACCCAAUCACAUAUAACUUUAAAUGAACUUGCUUCUCACAGAGAGAACUAAACUAAACAUGCUGAAUAUACUAAACAACGUAUUCAAUGUCUUAACAGAUACAAAUAAAUCCACAUUGAAAUCAUCAGCAUGCAAAUGAAGAAAAGAGCAAAAAGCUGGAUAUUUCCCAAAUAAAUUAUAUAUUUAAUAUUUUUAUGUAGCUACAUUCACGUGGUCCUCUGUAGCUCAAUUGGUAGAGCAUGGCGCUUGUAACGCCAGGGUAGUGGGUUUGAUCCCCGGGACCACCCAUACGUAAAAAUGUACGCACACAUGACUGUAAGUCGCUUUGGAUAAAAGCGUCUGCUAAAUGGCAUAUUAUUAUUGUUAUUAUUAUGAUAGCAAUGUGAACACUAUGGGGAUGUUGACCUUAGGAUGUUUAAAGGGGUAACUAGAGCCACGUGAUAAUUGAGCAAUAGCUUUCAACCAAUGGAAGUUUAAAAGAUAAUUAACAAAAUGGAGAUCAUUAAAACAACAACAACUAAAUCAAACCAAGUUCAGAACUAUUGCCUUUUUAAGUAAACUUUGGAGAUGUCCUUCGUCCAAAGCUUGUUGAAUGCAUGAACUGAAACAAACACAAAACACAAAACAAAAACAAAAUUAGGAUACUGAAAACAAUUACUGAAAACAUUUUAUAUUUUGGUAUCUUACAGUGGCUUGCGAAAGUAUUCACCCCCCUUGUCAUUUUUCCUAUUUUGUUGCCUUACAACCUGGAAUUAAAAUGGAUUUUUUGGGGGUUUGUAUAAUUUGAUUUACACAACAUGCCUACCACUUUGAAGAUGCAAAAUAUUUUUUAUUGUGAAACAAACAAGAAAUAAGCCAAAAAACUGAAAACUUGAGCGUACAUAACUAUUCACCCCCCCAAAGUCAAUACUUUGUAGAGCCACCUUUUUCAGCAAUUACAGCUGCAAGUCUCUUGGGGUAUGUCUCUAUAAGCUUGGCACAUCUAGCCACUGGGAUUUUUGCCCAUUCUUCAAGGCAAAACUGCUCCAGCUCCUUCAAGUUGGAUGGGUUCCGCUGGUGUACAGCAAUCUUUAAGUCAUACCACAGAUUCUCAAUUGGAUUGAGGUCUGGGCUUUGACUACGCCAUUCCAAAACAUUUAAAUGUGUCCCCGUAAACCACUCGAGUGUUGCUUUAGCAGUAUGCUUAGGGUCAUUGUCCUGCUGGAAGGUGAACCUCCGUCCCAGUCUCAAAUCUCUGGAAGACUGAAACAGGUUUCCCUCAAGAAUUUCCCUGUAUUUAGCGCCAACCAUCAUUCCUUCAAUUCUGACCAGUUACCCAGUCCCUGCCGAUGAAAAGCAUCCCCACAGCAUGAUGCUGCCACCACCAUGCUUCACUGUGGGGAUGGUGUUCUCGGGGUGAUGAGAGGUGUUGGGUUUGCGCCAGACAUAGCGUUUUCGUUGAUGGCCAAAAAUCUCAAUUUUAGUCUCAUCUGACCAGAGUACCUUCUUCCAUAUGUUUGGGGAGUCUCCCACAUGCCUUUUGUCGAACACCAAAAAAUUGUUCUUAUUUUUUUCUUUAAGCAAUGGAUAAUUUCUGGCCACUCUUCCGUAAACACAGCUCUGUUUAGUGUACGGCUUAAAGUGGUCCUAUGGACAGAUACUCCAAUCUCCGCUGUGGAGCUUUGCAGCUCCUUCAGGGUUAUCUUUGGUGUCUUUGUUGCCUCUCUGAUUAAUGCCCUCCUUUAAUGGUCCGUGAGUUUUGGUGGGCGGCCCUCUCUUGGCAGGUUUGUUGUGGUGCCAUAUUCUUUCCAUUUUUUAGUAAUGGAUUUUCUGAUAUUUUUUUAUAACCCAACCCUGAUCUGUACUUCUCCACAACUUUGUCCCUGACCUGUUUGGAGAGCUCCUUGGUCUUUAGUGGUGCCGCUUGCUUGGUGGUGCCCCUUGCUUAGUGGUGUUGCAGACUCUGGGGCCUUUCAGAACAGGUGUAUAUAUACUGAGAUCAUGUGACAGAUCAUGUGACACUAAGAUUGCACACAGGUGGACUUUAUUAAACUAAUUAUGUGACUUCUGAAGGUAAUUGGUUGCACCAGAUCUUAUUUAGGGGCUUCAUAGCAAAGGGGGUGAAUACAUAUGCACGCACCAAUUUUCUGUUAUUUAUUUUUUAGAAUUUUUUGAAACAAGUUAUGUUUUUCAUUUCACUUCACCAAUUUGGACUAUUUUGUGUAUGUUCAUUACAUGAAAUCCAAAUAAAAAUCCAUUUAAAGUACAGGUUGUAAUGCAACAAAAUAGGAAAAACGCCACGGGGGAUGAAUACUUUUGCAAGGCACUGUAAAAGGUAGAUUCAGUGGCUAAUGGGCGGGUUUUGUUUUGGAAAAAAACGGCUCAGCUAUUACAAACUUACCUUGAUGUUGCUAUGCUUCUCACUGAAACUGGCAUUCUAUAUAUUUUUCAGCAGGGAAACAAUGUUUCUGUCUUGUAUAAUUGCUAUAUGAACAAACGAUGUAGCUAGCAUCAACUGGGAUUUAGGCCUACUAAAUAUACUCUUUAAUGUGUGGCCAACUGUUCCUAGAGAGCCACAGUACACAAUAUUUUUCUUCAACUAAUUAUGAUAUUCAAUCUAGACUGGGGACUUCAACAUUAAGAAACAGUUUUCUACUAGUUGUCUUUUCUUCCUGACUCAGGUGUAUAAGGCUUGGGUGGAAGAAAAGCAACAUACAAUUGAGUUAUUCCUAAUAUGGCAAUUCAUAUCAAUGUUCCAAAAUGAAUUAUUGUUAACUUACAUCUCAAAGCCAUCCAUGCGAGAAGCCUUGCUUGACCUGGUGCACACAUGUCUCUGUCCUCAGUUUGAUUGAAGGCCUUGUAACUGAUUGCUUCUAGAAAGAGAGAAGGAACAACACAUGAUCAAGAUGCGCAAGCCACUAGUUUAAAGCAAUGAAAGAUCUCAUUGUUACAAAGAAUGAAUGUAUGGGCUACAUUUAUGAGAAUAAUAAAUGCAUUUGCUUACCUUAUCAAGCUUGAAGACGAUACACUCAUUUAUCACGCAAAAAAAGUGUUAUGAGUGAGUGCACUACAAACAUCUUUCCAGGGUGUUGAUGCAUCCUUCUACCAAUACAGCCUCUUCCAUCUGCAAAAGUGAAGUCUUGCUUGGAUGCAAGUCAGCUCAUAUUGUUGCUACCUUAGCGGUUGUGCUAGCAAACAUACUAUUGAACAGUGACACUAGCAUAUUUAAAUGCAUAUUGGUAUUAAAGACAGCAAUGUAUUCACCAAAAAAUACUGUAUAAGUGUUUAGGAAAAUCAUUAGUUAGCUAGCUAGCUAGCGAUCACAUUAAUUGUGCAAAAAUAUGAUAGCUAACGUUAGCUAGCUAGCUAAGUGCUAGCCAAGCGCUAGCCAGUCAGUGGCGCUGACAGAUUGAAACUGGUAUCAACAAAAUGUGUUUCACUCUAUCCCAUUUGAAAAGAAGUAGAGGGUGCUCAACCAACGUGAGUAGAGGUGCAACCUAAAAAUGUGUAAACAUCAUUGGACAGGAAAAGGCGCAACGCUCGCUCACCCAAAAAAAAUCAUAGUUUUAUUAGGCAAGUUUAAAAGAUUGACGUUUCGGCCUUUAAUGGCCUCCUUCAGAAUAAUCACAAAGGGAAUGGAUAAGUUCAUACAGGGCACGGGGAAGACAAUUAGGGAGAAAACUCUCUUCAGCUGGUGCUGCUGAUGAGAGACAGUGUGGUAGACCAUACAGGUUGGUACUCAGGGUGUGGGGUACUAUGGUCAAUGUCUCCACCUAGUGAUAAAAUACAGAACUGAACCAGUAAAAAACUGGGAAAACUGGGAAGCUUUUUUCAACAUAGUAGGUGUAAUUGUUAUACAACCAUUACUAUAUAAUACAUGUUGAAUAUGUUGGGUAUUGGAAAAGAAACAACAGAGCUAAAAAAACAAAAAAAAAACAUCAACAGCUUAGGCAAAGAGGUCUAACAACUGGUUUGGACAACAGUUAGUGAGCUCCCUCCAUGUGUAAACAAGAAGUACAAAUGGGGACACUCACCGGACAACAUUGGUAGGUAGCUAGCGUGGUUUUCAUUUUCCAACAAAUUUUUCUAAUCCCCUUCAUUGCUCAUCAACAGUUACUGGUCUUGGAAUUCAUGUGUUCACCAGAAACGGCUUCCAUUAAACUGUUUGCCACUACUGCCAAUAAAUAUUGUUGCCACAGGUUUGCCACAUUUUUUUAUAGAAUCUUGAGAGAAUUGUCUGCCAGAAAAAACCCUCUGGCAAACUGUUUGCCACUAUUGGCAAUAAAUAUUAUUGUUUUCAAAGGUUUGCCGCAGAUUCAUCACAAGUGGCAAACAUUUGCAAACUUCUGGCAAGAUUUUGUGACACACUAUUUUGUUUGCCAAAAACAUCUUUGCAAAUAAACCAAUUCAGUUAAUAAGGAAUUAAAAUAGUUGUACAUUCUUUGUAAUCUGUGCCUGGUAAUGAUCAAAUGUGUUAUUGUAAGUCAUCACCUCAUUUUAAUCAGUCCCAUCAAAUCAUUAAUUCAUUCUAUGUCAUUAUCAGAUCCGGUCAUCAUGUAACUAUUACAUUACAACAUUUUCUCAUUGUUAACCUUUUUAACCUUGUUAAACAUCAUCAUUCUUUUGCUUUUUUUAAAACAACAGCAAUCAUCUAAAUGCUUCAUGUAAGUCUCAUAACAGUUACUUGUACUGUACAAUGUUAAGUAAGUAGGCUAUAGGUCUCUCUCUGUUAGAGGGGGUGUGUCUGUUAGAGAGGGUGUGUCUGUUAGAGAGGGUGUGUCUGUUAGAGAGGGUGUGUCUGUUAGAGAGGGUGUGUCUGUAAGAGAGGGUGUGUCUGUUAGAGAGGGUGUGUCUGUUAGAGAGGGUGUGUCUGUUAGAGGGGGUGUGUCUGUUAGAGAGGGUGUGUCUGUUAGAGAGGGUGUGUCUGUUAGAGAGGGUGUGUCUGUUAGAGAGGGUGUGUCUGUUAGAGAGGGUGUGUCUGUUAGAGAGGGUGUGGGUAAUAUACAGAGAGCAGCGGGUAUGUUGUGGGUAUUCUUUUGCCCCAUCUGUUGGCCAGAGGAGGAAGUAGAGUCAGAGCUCUCUGUGUGGAGUGUUAGUUAAACCACCGUAGUCUGUCUUUUCUACCCCUUCCUGUCUCCUCCACACAGAAACACACCAGGAAAUCUUGUCCUAAAAAACAUGGGAAUCUAGUUCUAAAAGUGGUUCCCAACCAAGUCCUCAGGGAUCCCUUAGACAUUCCAAAGAUGUGUUCUAUUCCAGCCCCAGCGCACCUGGUUCAGCUAGUCAACUCAUUUCCAAGCCCUCAAUUAGUAAAAUCAGGUGUUGUAGUGCAAAUAUGUGCAACGGAAAACCGUGUGUGUGUGUGUGUGUGUGUGUGUGUGUGUGUGUGUGUGUGUGUAAGUGUAUGUGUAUGUGUAUGUGUGUGUGUGUGUGUGUGUGUAUGUGUGUGUGUGUAUGUGUGUGUGUGUAUGUGUGUGUGUGUGUGUGUGUGUGUGUGUGUAAGUGUAUGUGUAUGUGUGUGUGUGUGUGUGUGUGUAUGUGUGUGUGUAAGUGUAUGUGUAUGUGUGUGUGUGUGUGUGUGUGUGUGUGUGUGUGUGUGUGUGUGUGUGUGUGUGUGUGUGUGUGUGACUGCCCCCACUCUAACUGCAGCUACACACACCUCCCUCUCCUCACACCGUGUUCAGAUGACUCAUCUCCCCUCUGGUCUCUCUCUCACAGCAAGUCAGGACAUGUCAGUCCCUCCUAUACUGGGCUUGGUCUAUCAGAGGAUUCUCCUGUAGAUUUAUUCUGGGCUUGGUCGAACAGUGGAUUUUCCUGUAAGGAAACUAAAAUGGAAACUAACUAAGGAAAUCAGGGUUGUGAAUGUAGUGAGAUGGAACUUUUACAUAUAACCAGAUUGAUUGAUUGAUGGAUUGAUGGAAUGAUGGAUUGAUUAAUUGAUUCAUUGGUUGAUUCAUUAAUUGAUUGAUCAUUGAUGGAUUUAUUGAAUAAUUCAUUGAUUGAUUGAUUAGGGAGCUCUAUCAGGCAGUGUUUUGAGGAGACCCAGGUCAGUCCAGUCCUGUUCUAGUCCAGUGAAGACCCCUGCCCCUCCCAAGCCCCCCCGCCCUCGCCCCCGUCCCGCCUCAGCCCUGGUCGACCUCAGAGUCUGCAGUCCCUUCCCAGAGGGCUGUGCUUUUGCCGUUACCCAGCAGGCCGAGGGGGGCUCUCUGUGCCGGCACAGAUGCAGGCCCGGUCCCAUGAUGCACCUCUCUCCGGGGCGGAGACGGGCGGGCGGUCUGGCCAGGCCCUGCUCUGUCAUAGAGCCCUCCGUUACCAUGGAGAUACACCCUGCGCAGAGUCACAGA